Molecule: messenger RNA, 6053 nt
Organism: Paramuricea clavata
Lineage: Eukaryota; Metazoa; Cnidaria; Anthozoa; Malacalcyonacea; Plexauridae
Source: the annotation of a GenBank genome assembly
GCUUGUCAGGAGAUGGUAAAGACACUUGUGUUGGUAAGUUUUGAUUAGCCUGCGAGCAUGAUUUGAGUUGGUGCAUGACGAAGGAAGGGCAGUAACCAAGACCUUCUUUUUGCCAGGUAUCAGUAUUGAAUAAAUCUAUAGAGGCUUUAAAAGUCAUUUUAUACGUCCGCAAUAAAUGCAAAGGGCUGAAAGGAGUCAAAAUUUUAAUAAGUUGAACUCGGACAGCUUGUGUCAAUAGACCUUAUGCAUAAUGACGUCACAAGGCUUGAUUCCCGCGAGGAAUGCCGGUCUUAGUUGUCAUCGUCUGGUAAAAUUUCGAUAGUUCCCAUUUUCAAUUGUUUAAUUUUCCCGGUUGAUGACUAUUAAGACCAGCAUUCCUCGCGGGCAUCAAGCCUUGUGACGUCAUUAUGCAUAAGGUCUAUGAGUCAUUUCCCAAUCGAGCAGAGGACUGGGUCUAGUCGCUUGUUUGGAGGGACAAAAAAUAAACAUUGAUUGAACAUUCUCUGACUUAAUAUUUAUUUCUGCGAGCUUUCGGCUAUCAGUCUCUACAACCUUCGACGGGUGCAUACACGUGCAUAAAUAUGACAAAUAUAACAAAUAAUAUGAUAUCUUCGAGGUUUUCCUAUAUUUCUAAAGUUGUUUGUGCAGCCUGAAACGCAACGAUUAUAAUAAUGCAUCUUUUAAUAUUUAGCUCGCUCACUAUAACUUGUUGUCCCUCCAAUCGUCCCUCCAAACAAUCGUCCCUCCAAUCGUCCCUCCAACCAGUCCUCUGCUCGAUUGGGAAAUGGUUAAUUACGUUUUGUUACUGUAUAAUAACAAAUGUUUCAACGAGUUUCAAGAUUAUUUAACUUGUUAUUUGCGCACAGUUUUUAUGGUAAUGUACAAACAACGUGUAGAUAAAUUUUUUCUCAAAUUUUUCUCAGUUUCGAAUUCCAUAAGAAGGUUUUGCCCUGACUUUAAGGGGCGUUAAACGACCUCUUACAUGCACAACAACAGAAAUAUAAACAGUUUAUAAACAACUGAAUUAUAAACGGGUUAUAAACAACUGAAUUAUAAACAGGCUAUAAACAACUGAAUUAUAAACAGGUUAUAAACAACUGAAUUAUAAACAGGUUAUAAACAACUGAAUUAGAAACAGGUUAUAAACAACUGAAUUAUAAACAGGUUAUAAGCAACUGAGUUAGAAACAGGUUAUAAACAACUGAAUUAUAAACAGGUUAUGAACAACUGAAUUAGAAACAGGUUAUAAACAACUGAAUUAGAAACAGGUUAUAAACAACUGAAUUAGAAACAGGUUAUAAACAACUGAAUUAUAAACAGGUUAUAAACAACUGAGUUAGAAACAGGUUAUAAACAACUGAAUUAUAAACAGGUUAUAAACAACUGAAUUAGAAACAGGUUAUAAACAACUGAAUUAUAAACAGGUUAUAAACAACUGAAUUAUAAACCCGGCAAACUACGAAAAGAAAGAGAAUAUCGCACAGAACAGAAACCGCGGUCCAUGCCCGUGUAUCUUCACAACUUAAAGCCCGAUUGCGAUUUUCUUACAAUAGAUGUAAACGAGUGGAUGAGUUAUGAGUGCUCAGAUGUGGGUACAUCAUUACACUCAGAACAUUCGCAACUGUUCAACUCGUUCACAUGCAUCAGAAGAGGAAAGUCGCACUAGAAGUCGCGGUAAAAAUUGCGAGUGUAAACGGGCUUUAAUUGCCAGAAGCUUGUUUCGCUAAAUGAAGCUAUGCAAGCAUGGACGUUUCUGCUCAUGCGAUAUGCUCUCUCUUUUAUUAGUUUGCCGGAUUUGAUUUCGACAAUAUCCGAAAUUAGUAUAAAUUUUGCAUAUCAAAUGAGCUUUCGCGCGUUCUGAUUGAACCGUUCAAAAUGGUGGCGGUUGUUGAUGUCUUGGCGAUGCUGUAUUUAUAUCAGCUUUUAUGUCUCGCUACGCCUGUUAUUUCGCCUGUUAAUUUGUCAAACAAAAGUCUACCUAUCAAUGAGCACUUGCAUAACAAUUAUACGAUCAAAUCAUGUGUUUCUACGCUUAAAUCUGCAUCGUUUGCUGUAUAUGAAAUCGCUGCGAAGACCACUAACAUGCCCGGAAAUUCCAAGCGUAUUACCUCUAAGCGAAGUACGUCCACUUUGGCAUAUUUUCUUUGUAUGUCGCUGCUUUUAACCGGUGCAUGAAAUAUUGAGAGAAACCCUGGGCCAGUUCAGCAAGGGCACAAUCUUAAACUUUGUGCAGAGAAGGGCUUGAGAAUUUUUCACUUAAAUAUACGUCAGGCUUUCUUGCCAUCCUACUUUUCCUACUUUUUCCUACUUUUCUUCAACUUUCCUACUUUUCCUAUUUUUUAUUAAAAAUUGCUUGAUUUUCCUACUUUUUCCUACUUUUUCUCAUAAAAUCCUACUUUUUUAAGACAGCUUGGGGAAUCAGUAUGUUAUAGCUCUCGUAAUUAGAUCUACAGGACUCGUAAUUUUUAUUCCCUAGUUGUGUCCCAGAUGAUAAGAUCUCGGGAGGAGAAGAAGUACAUUUUCCGAGUAUAAAAUUUCAUAGCAUCUCUAGAAUCAAUAAAUUAAUGAAGACUCUGAAAGUGCCAAUUCCGACGAUCUAGAGAUUCCAAAUAUUCAACUCCCCCCAGUUAAUCAAGCAUCAUAUAUACAUGGCCGUAGCAACUGGGCCUGGGGGGCUGCAGCCCCCCAAUAAUUUGCUAAUAAUAUAUUUUUUUUCAAAAUCAUGCACACCUUUAUCAUUUAAUCCAUGACAAACUGCAAAGAAUGAAGAUAUUACCCAUACUUUCCUGCAACUUAUCCAAUAUAUAGUUAAUUAAAUACGCCUUCGCCCAUUUAGUACUACUAAAUUGUAAAUUUCGACAUACUAAAACGCUGUUUUCUGACCAUUAAAAUUCUGUCAAUCUUCCCCAAAGUCCAGGAAAUGGCAUUUCAGAGACUCUAAAUUUAAAAAUUUCCUCGGGCCUUCGGCCCUCGCUUUCAGCCCCCCCCCAAUCGAAAAGAGCUUCCUACGGCCCUGAUAUAUGCUCCUGCAGCAGUGUGGAUAGGUGCAUUGUGUAGCCCAAUACAUGCAUUUGAAUUGUGUUGCAGCUGCAGAGCAGAUGCCUUAGCUUUUAUACCAAUGCAAUUUAAAAGUUUUGAGAAAUAAAUCUUGCAUAGAUGAAUGAGUACAUAAAAAUAUUGAGCACCAAAAAUUCACACAACUUCCCCAUCAGAUAUCUAAUGGUCUACCCCUUACCACAUAUAUCCUAGGGGGCCAAUUUUGUAAACUAUAUUUUUGUGUUAUUUGCAUCUCCAAAGCUCCUACUUUUGUCCUACUUUUCUACACAUUUUCCUACUUUAUUCCUACUUUUCCUAAAAUUCUAGUCCUACUUUUGUCCUACUUUACACAAGGAAGCCAGAAAGCCUGAUACGUAGUCUCGUCAACAAGAUCGACGAAAUUAGAGUGUUUUGUGAAACCCACAAACCUCAUGUGUUAUGCUUAAAUGAAACAUGGCUUGAUACGUCUAUUUCCGAUGGAGAAAUACAACUCGAUGUUUAUUCGCAUAUACGAAGAGACAAAACUCGUCAUCAAGGCGGUGUUCUUGUUUACAUUUCAUCAAAUCUAAACUUCAAAGAGCGUAACGAGAUCGGAGACAAAAGCGGUGAGCUUCAAUGUUUAUGGCUUGAGAUUGUACCUCCCAAAAGCAAAGGCUUUCUUAUUUGCUCUUCUUAUCGCCCACUGAAUUCCGACAACGAAAGGAUAUAUGUCGAGGGCCUACGAAAUAUGCUUGAUAAUGUGAGUGAUUUACAGAAAGAAGUUAUUCUCAUUGGGGAUUUUAAUUUUGACUUAAAACGGUCUAGAAAAUCGGCGGCAUGUAAGUGCUUUGUGGAUAUGUCUAAGGAAUUCGGUUUAAAGCAAAUUAUCUGUGACGACACUCGUGUAACUCAACACUCAAAAUCAUUGAUUGAUCUCUUUUUAACAUCUCGUCCUGACCUAUACAUAACAGGAGUAAUGCCUGUUGGGUUCAGCGACCAAAGUGUAAUAUAUGCGGUUCGCAAGCUGCAUAGAUUAAAACCUCCAUCUUCACGGAUCAUUAAUACACAAAAUUAUAAAUGUUACAACCAGAUUGCUUUUGUCGAAGACUUAAAUAAAUUUCCCUGGUCGCAAAUCGACAUAACUGGAGAUAUUGAAGAUUCAUGGAAUACUUUUAAAAACCUAUUCAAUGAUGUCGCAGAUUCUCAUGCCCCACAGAUUCAUGUUCGAACGAGAGGUGAAAAAGUACCUUGGUUAACAACGGAGAUUAGAAAAUUAAUGAAAGAAAGGGAUAAUCUUCACAAACUGGCGCUUAAGACCAACAGUGAACUAUACUGGAGCUCCUUUAAACGCAUGUGUAAUGCUGUAACCCUUAAGUUAAGAAGAGAAAAGAAACAUUACUAUAACAAUCAAUUUCAGGAGAAUGAAUCAAACCCAAAGGGGACUUGGAAAAAUUUGAAACGUUUACUUGGUAAAUGUGGAAAAGGAACUGGAUGCACUGGUACAGAUUCAGCGACAACUGAUUUGAAAGUUAAAUGCAACAUGUUUAAUCGUUUCUUUGUUUCCUGUGCUACGAACUUAAGAUCAAUUUGUAGCACGACUGGCCAUGCGUUCAAAAAAUGGUUACCCCAAAUGGAACAUUCGGAAAGCUUUACGUUUCAACAAUUUACUGAUUCGGAGGUUCGAACUGCUCUGAGGGAAUUAAAGGUGAAGAAAGCCACCGGUGUAGACGGCAUACCAAGCAGAUUGUUAAAAGACGGAGCUGACGUAUUGGCCUAUCCAUUGACAGUUUUGUUAAAUUUGUCAGUUCAACAAUGUAAGAUCCCUGGGGAAUGGAAGAAGGCAAAAGUUACGCCACUUUACAAGAAUAGCGCAAAGAGUGAUCCAAAAAAUUUUCGCCCUAUUUCUGUUUUACCGGUAGUAUCUAAAGUUCAUGAGCGAUUAAUCCAUAACCAUGCAACUUGCAUCGUAUUUUGAUGAAAAUAACCUGUUGUGUAGAUCUCAGUCAGGAUUUCGAAAGAAACACUCAACAGAAACGGCGGUAACCCAUUUUGCAGACCAAAUUCUCAUGGGCAUGGAUAAAGGGCUAGUGACGGGUGCCGUUUUCAUUGACCUAGCUGAGGCAUUCGACACAAUCGACCAUGAUGUCUUAAUUCAUAAGCUGAAACAUUAUGGCGUAUCCAAUGAAAGUCUAUUAUGGUUUAAGGAUUACUUGUGCGCAGGGAAGCAGUUUGUAACUAUUGAUUCGCAUAGAUCUGAAGAGCUGGAUAUCGCUUGUGGGGUCCCGCAAGGGUCAAUUAUUGGCCCGUUAUUAUUUAUCAUUUACAUCAAUGAUUUAUUAUUUUGUAUGCGAAGCUGCUCAGUCAGUAUGUAUGCAGACGAUACAGCAAUAUACUUUGCGGCCUCGACGGUUGAUGUGGUAACAUCAAUGAAGAUUUAAAUUGCUUAUCUGAGUGGUUGAAAGAUAAUUACCUGGUGCUGAAUAUCACCAAAACCAAGUGUAUUUUGUUCUGCUCACAGAGGCACGGUGGUGAACGAAACAGAGCUCUUACUGUGAACUCCUUCGGGUCAUGUAUCGAAAGUGUUAUCACUUUUAAGUACUUAUAUAAUUAGGUGUGGUAUUCGAUAAUCAUAUGACGUGGAAAGAUCAAGCGGAUCAUGUAUACAAAAAGGUUGCAGUACGAGUUAAUAUCUUACGGCGUAUUAGAACCUUUCUAACGGAGAAAGCAGCAAUACAUGUUUACAACGGUAUUAUCCUGCCUGUGUUCGAUUACUGUGAUAUUACCUGGAGUAGCCUUCUGCAACAAGACGAGGACAGAUUACAGCGAUUGCAACAUCGCGCCGCAAGAAUUAUAACACAGAGUGAAAGAUCAUCCGAAGCGAUAGAAAAAUUAAAAUGGUCUUUAUUAAACUGUAGACGCUCUUACCAUAAAGCUAUAUUAGUUUACAAAUGUCUACAUUCUUUAGUCCCGAAUUAUUUUGUAAAUUAUUUUAAGAAAUUUAGUAAUGUACAUAGCUACAAUACUAGACACAAAAAUAG